Meleagris gallopavo (turkey) is the source of this 2972-nucleotide messenger RNA. The record is from RefSeq and is a predicted model, not a curated record. Lineage: Eukaryota; Metazoa; Chordata; Aves; Galliformes; Phasianidae.
CCGUGUCCACCGCUGCCGUGUUUGAGCAUAUCCUCACUUAGACCUAGGACUUUACUACUGCGCAGUCAUUGCUGUGCUUACCAUUGUGUUACAGCGUUACAAGGUGGAACAGUUACUCAGCAGUUCUAAUGUUGAUUGUUUCUUCUGUUAACUCCUCGCUAAUGGUGAGACUGAUACAUGAGCAUUAAUGUGGUCAGAUGUUUUCUGGGUUUUUUUGGAGCAGGGAGGGAGUUGUUGGGGGUUUGUUUACAGACAUAGUGCUGUAAUAAACACAGUUGGAUAUUUUUCCACUUUUGUGGAAAAAGAGACCUUUUCCCUUGGCUACAGUAACGUCUGUAGAUAUUAAUGUCUGUAACUUGUUUACUGUCCUGUGAGUGUAAAUUGCAACAGACUCAUUCUGAACUAUCUAGCUAACUGACAAUUAAAAUAUACCGUCAAAGUUGAUUUCUCAGACGUUUCAUAGGAGUUACAGUGAAAUAAUUUGCAAAUGUGAGUACUGAAUUCGGUAAGAUAAACUAGAAAAGGCAGUCUCUGUGUUAGCAUUUGUCACUUCUAUAAAAUCCUAUGUGAAUCUCAUCGCAAGAUGGUUUUGAUUCAGUGAAUUUUUUCCUCUGCUCAUGUUUUUCAUCAUGCUUGUUCUAGAAGAUUAUUUUUUUUUGCUACACCACAGAAAAUAUGAUAAGCAUAAGGAGCCGUCAGAGCAAGAAAAAUGCAAAACUGAGCAGAGUGUGUGAGUUAAGAGAAGCUUCUCUUGAGAGAUGGAGAAAAGCUAGAACCAGAGGGAAGAUUAUCUUGCCUACUCUAUGUGCACGUUACAUUCCGGUGUAUGAGUGCAGAACAUGGAAAGUGGGCUUCGUAAGAGGAAGGGAGAGUGCUGGCACUGCUCUGGGUUGAUGAGUGGAGAAAAGAUCUCAGGAGAAGAUACCAAAAUGUGAGAAAGGGGCAGCAGUGGUUUUUCAUUGUCUGGGAAAAUGCAAGUUCUCUUGUCGUGCACACCCUAAGGUGGGGUUCUGAGUUAGUCCCAUUGCUGUGCCCCCUUGCCUGUCAUACACUCCAACCCUUCAUUUUCAAGCUGGUGAAGUCCAGCUAAGAAUGACUUCAGACAUGACAGCUUUCUAAAGCAGUUUCUGACAAAGUGAGCACUAGCCCAGCAGGCUAAACAAUUGCGUGGAUUCUGUGAGAAAGAAGCCUGAAGGGGCUGAUUAGAACAGUACUGGAUAGGUGUUAAUGAAUUCUGUCCUCAUUGUAAAGCCAUUUUGAAAUCAAAUUCUUCAAUAGCUGCUUUGUCCCAUGAAAGUAGUAUCCAACAUUGCUAACUGUGAUAAUCCAAGUGCAGGACAUACCGUUUCUGUGCAAAGAAUGACUUUUUUUGUUGUUUAUGGAAUAUAUUCAAAAUUCCAGGUGUCUUCUACCGAAUAUGGAGGAUAGAGUUGGGAUGUGCUGCAAGAUUUGAGUUCUGAUAUCAGAUGCAAAAGGUAUGGAAUAUCAAACAGAUGAUUAAAUUAACGCAGGAACAUAUAGAAGCGCUGUUAGACAAGUUUGGAGGAGAACAUAACCCACCAUCAAUAUAUUUAGAGGCCUAUGAAGAGUACACCAGCAAAUUAGAUGCUCUACAGCAGAGAGAACAGCAGUUAUUGGAAUCCAUGGGAAAUGGAACUGAUUUCUCUGUCUCCAGUUCAGCUUCAACGGACACAGUUGCAUCAUCUUCCUCCUCUAGCCUCUCUGUAGCACCUUCAUCCCUUUCAGUUUAUCAAAACCCUACUGAUAUGUCACGGAAUAACCCUAAGUCUCCACAGAAGCCUAUUGUUAGAGUCUUCCUGCCCAACAAGCAAAGGACUGUGGUUCCGGCAAGAUGUGGGGUGACAGUACGAGACAGCCUGAAGAAAGCUCUGAUGAUGAGAGGUCUUAUUCCAGAAUGCUGUGCUGUUUACAGAAUACAGGAUGGAGAGAAGAAGCCAAUCGGCUGGGACACUGACAUUUCCUGGCUAACUGGAGAGGAGUUACAUGUGGAGGUCUUGGAGAAUGUGCCACUCACAACACACAAUUUUGUAAGAAAAACAUUCUUCACGUUAGCGUUCUGCGACUUCUGUCGAAAGCUGCUUUUCCAGGGAUUCCGAUGCCAGACGUGUGGCUACAAAUUUCACCAGCGCUGUAGUACGGAAGUGCCACUGAUGUGUGUUAACUAUGACCAACUCGAUUUGCUGUUUGUCUCCAAGUUCUUUGAACAUCACCCCAUAUCGCAGGAGGAGACCACCUUAGGAGAGACCACCCCGGCAUCGGGAUCGUACCCCUCAGUGCCCCCAUCAGAUUCUGUUGGAUGUUGUGAAGUUGGGCAAAACUCAGCAACAACCCAUGAGGCAGAUAUUAUGGCAGGACCACCAAUUCUCCCUAGUCCUUCUCCUUCAAAAUCCAUUCCAAUCCCACAGCCCUUCCGACCAGCAGAUGAAGACCAUCGGAAUCAGUUUGGGCAACGCGACCGAUCCUCUUCAGCUCCCAAUGUUCACAUCAAUACAAUCGAGCCAGUCAAUAUUGAUGACUUGAUUAGAGACCAGGGUGUACGAGGAGAGGGAGGUUCAACUGCAGGUUUGUCUGCAACACCUCCCGCAUCUUUGCCUGGGUCACUUACCAAUGUGAAAGCAUUACAGAAAUCACCGGGCCCCCAACGGGAAAGGAAAUCAUCCUCAUCCUCAGAAGACAGAAAUAGAAUGAAAACCCUUGGUCGACGAGAUUCAAGUGAUGAUUGGGAAAUACCAGAUGGGCAGAUCACAGUCGGACAAAGGAUAGGAUCUGGAUCAUUCGGAACAGUCUACAAAGGAAAGUGGCAUGGUAAGUGGCUCCCAGGGCAAACAGUUGCUCUUAAGCAAGUGGCAUUGCCUGCUGGGGGCCACCCAGCUGAAAAGCAGCUUUAUAGAAAAAGAUCUGUAGGUCCUCGUGGAUGCCAACUUGAACAUGAUUAAGCAACAUGGCCUUGU